This is a messenger RNA of Physella acuta, 1170 nucleotides long. RefSeq lists its product as uncharacterized. Lineage: Eukaryota; Metazoa; Mollusca; Gastropoda; Physidae. The record is from RefSeq and is a predicted model, not a curated record.
UAGAAUAUGGAAAAACCACUAAUAUUUUGUAUAUAUGUAGGUAUAGCCGUGAACAUUUAACCAAAGUAUUGUAAACAGUGUGUGCACUGAAGCUAGACUACCCGACGUCUGUGUAUUCGACUUAAGCAAAGGAUCUUACUGAUUGUAGGAACAACUGAGACAGAAGGAACAAAACCACACUUUUCCCCACCAAUUUGGAGGACAAUCAACAGCUGGCUAAUUAAUUUGUGAAUCUAACGUACACUCAAUGGACGUUCCUGUAAACGGUGAUUUAGCCGAUGAGGUGGUAGGUUUACAAAGGAGAACAGGACUUUCUACGGCUAUAGAGGUCCCGUUUCAAUGUACGGUAUGUCGGGAAGUGCCGAGUGCAUUCAAAAUGGUGGAUAUGCACAUACAACAUUACGCUAAAUCUUUGCCAUACGGAGACAACAUAUGCACGUGUAUUGAGAAGCUGAACGAAACUUGCUAUGAGCAUAUUCUAAUGGAUCGGCUUGCGGAAUUAAGACAGAAAUUGAUAGAUGUGAAUACUGUUUAUAAUCAGCAUCUACAAUACCAUCCGAAAGAUAGAGAUACCCGAACACAGAGACAUGGUGUGGUAUUUAACAACGCGGAAUUAGAUUCAAAUUACUCGACACAAGAAAGCCAGACACGCGAUGCUAGACCGGUAAAUGUCCAACGAUGUUAUUGUUAUUUGGUUAAAACUAUGGAGCGGCAAAUCAACACAUACAUCCAGCAGUUAGAGGACCUCAAGUCCUUGCUGGAACUAAAAGAGGGCGGCACCACAUUAAACUGCUGCAUCAUCCAGAGCGAAUUUGCGAAAACCGGGGAGGUGAAAGCGCUGUUCGAAGCAAAUAUUCGCUGGUGUCAGGAGAUCGAAACCAGCCUACCCGAACAUUUAAAACUACACAAGUCAGCACGCGACAGUGGUAUCGAUGACUCACCCACAAGCUCAGCUCGUGCCAGUGGUUUUGAAGUGUCAUCAACAAGCGCAGGUCGUGAUAGUGGUAUUGACGUCACAUCCACGGACCCAGCUCUUUCCACCGUAGAUCCAGGGAGCCAGCCACACUGACCAGCCACGCCUACCAGCCACACUGACCAGCCACACUGACCAGCCACAUUGACCAACCACACCGACCAGCCACACUGACCAGCCACACCGACCAGCCACGC